This is a messenger RNA of Thamnophis sirtalis, 2291 nucleotides long. It is a transcript of the gene GPR21, whose product is annotated as G protein-coupled receptor 21. Gene Ontology annotation, cellular component: membrane. Lineage: Eukaryota; Metazoa; Chordata; Lepidosauria; Squamata; Natricidae. The record is from RefSeq and is a predicted model, not a curated record. Gene Ontology annotation, molecular function: G protein-coupled receptor activity. Gene Ontology annotation, biological process: G protein-coupled receptor signaling pathway.
CAGGAACGAGCCAAGAGGGAGCAUUGCGGACAAUGCCCAGGUGGCCGCCACGCUCCUCCUCGCCUUUUCCCGAGGAGCAGCCACCGCUGCCGUCGCACGCGCAGGAGCUGCCGCAAUGACAGCGGGUGCAGCAGCCGGGCAGCGGCCGCCGGCGUGAGGGGCCCCCCGGGCGCCCGUGCAAGAUGAACGCCUCCCUGGAUGGCCCCGGCAAUGGGAGCAGCGGCGGGAGGCCCUUCUGUCUGCUGGCAGCCGGCUACCCGGACAGCCUGGACGUCUGCCUGCUGGAGGUGAUCAUCAUCGUCUUCCUCACCGUCCUCAUCAUCUCGGGCAACCUGGUGGUGAUCUUCGUCUUCCACUGCGCGCCGCUGCUGAACCAACACACCACCAGCUACUUCAUCCAGACCAUGGCCUACGCCGACCUGCUGGUGGGGGUGAGCUGCCUGGUGCCCUCCCUCUCCCUCCUGCACCGCCCGCUGGCCUUCCUGCCCGAGUCGCUGGUUUGCAAAGUCUUCGGCUACGUGGUUUCGGUGCUGAAGAGCGUCUCCAUGACCUCGCUGGCCUGCAUCAGCCUGGACCGCUACAUCGCCAUCACCAAACCGCUCACCUACAGCACGCUGGUCACCCCCUGCCGGCUGCGAUCCUGUAUCCUUCUGCUCUGGCUCUACUCGGGCGCCGUCUUCCUGCCGGCGUUCUUUGAGUGGGGGAAGCCCGGCUACCACGGAGACAUCUUCCAGUGGUGCGCCGACUACUGGGACACCCGGGCCGUCUUCACCCUCUUCAUCGUGGUCAUGCUGUACGCGCCGGCCGCCUUGGUGGUUUGCUUCACCUACUUCAGCAUCUUCCGCAUUUGCCAGCAGCACACGCGGGAGAUCAACGAGAGGCGGGUGCGCUUCAGCUCCCAGGAAGGGGAGCCCGCCGAGGGGCAGCCCUGCCCCGACAAGCGCUAUGCCAUGGUCCUCCUGCGUAUCACCAGCGUCUUCUACAUCCUCUGGCUCCCUUACAUCAUCUACUUCUUGCUGGAGAGUUCCUCGGUGUACCACAACCGCCUGGCCGCCUUCCUGACCACCUGGCUGGCCAUCAGCAAUAGCUUCUGCAACUGUGUCAUCUACAGCUUGUCCAACAGUGUCUUUCAGAAAGGGUUGAAGCACCUCUCGGGCGCCCUUUGCACGCCUUGCACCCGGCACCGGGCGGGAAAGGACUCCUCUGCCUCCCGCAGCAAAAGACCUUCCAACGGGUGUCACGUCUGACGGGGGAGGGGGCUUUCUCCCCACCACACACACCCCCACACCCCAUGCCCGAACUCAGGACAUCCAGAUGUGCAAAAAGAAAGAGAGGGGGAGCGAGACCUACGUGUCCCCCCCCCCCCUCUAGCCCGACAUACCGCUACCGUAUCUCGGAAGGACCGAGGAUUUCCACCAGCAGGGGCUCGCCGGGUUUCUGGGUUCGCUGUCCCACCCACCCCCUUUGAUCGGUAUUGGGGGGGAGGAAAAGAGGGAGGGUCUUUCCCUGGAGUGACUCAAUGGAUGGUCUCUGGCUAAAAGACCCCCCUCCCUCACCUCUUGGCCUCUCCGAUGUUUGGCGACCUUGGUCUCUUUUGUCUCCAUACAGGAGUGUGGUUUGAAUAGUGUAUUCUUCCGAUUUGUUUUGUGCAUAUGCCAAAGUAUGUUUCGAAAUCUUAUGGGUCCAAAUAACGAUCGUCCCUCUUCACCCACCCCUCCUACUGCCCCAACUCUCUAUCUCCCACCUACCCACCCACACCCCACGCCGUCCGUAGCCAAUAAUUCCAGUGUGCCGAGAGCGUCCCCUUUUUUCUCCUCUUAGGCUUUUUAUAAACCGUGGUUAUUCCUUCUCCCCCCUCCCCACAUCUCUUUUGGGGCUCCCACCCCUAUCCUCUCUUUCACCAGGUUGUCCAUUUGUGAUUUAAAAGUACCGUAUUUGCAUUUUUCUUAAAAAAAAAAGGAGAAAAGAAAGAAAAUUGAAAUGUCUGUGUAGUUAAGAGGAAUGACUUUUGGAGCAGAGCAAAAUUAGCAAAUGAAUAAAAAGUGUUCCCUUUCCUCUCUCUCUCUCUCUCCUCACUCCCCCUGUUUAUUUAUUUAUUUAAGCCAGUGGAGGGAGGGGAAAUAUAUAUGUAUAUAUUUUGUCCUUUCCUUGUUUUCGGAUUUUGUAGGCAGCCGCUUGGGCACGGAGUCAUCUGUUCCUUGGGACGGGUUGGCUUGGUUUGAGGAAGUUUCUCAAAACAAUUUUCUCUGCCUCUGUCUCUGUCUGUCUGUCUCUCUCUCAUUCUCUCUCUC